AAGUAAUGUGGGUCCUUUCUAGGCAAAGAAUUCAAUUCCCAGUGCAUGAUUCAUUGUCCUCCCUUCUCUAGGCAUAGCAACCAGUGAUAUCAGAGGCGGUAUCUGUAGGGAUCUUGUGAGGUAGAGCUAUCCACUAACCAAUACCAGUUGUUUAACAUGAGAAGAGAAUAGUGUUAAGCUGCUAAGAUUCCAGAAUUCUUUUGUUACAUAGUACAAUCUAUCCCAUCCUGACUAAUACAUUUCCACUAGAAGGUAAGCUCUCUGAGGUCAGGGGCUUUGCCUGCAUCCCUAGUGCCUGGUGCAAGCUCUUGUGGAUGCUCCAGUUUUCUACCCUACAACUUACAAAAAGCCAUUUGGUGAUAUAUACUAAUUAUAUUCCUGAAAGCUCAGGGUCAACAUUCAUUCUGCUACACAAACCUAAUCCCUGAGUUCUGUGGGUGACUUCACAAAGCCCAGCACGGCUCCCAGAAUUGACCUGUUGCCUCAAUCUACCAUGCUGGCCACCCUGUGGCUGAUUAGCCUUUUUUCCCGUACUCUCUGGACCCAGCCAUUCAUCAGCUGUUCCUACAAGAAUCUGUGCCAGAAGGCUCUACUCUCAGGUAACGAUAUUGUCCUGAAGUGUGAUCUUCCUGGGGCACUGUGGUAUUUCUCCUCCAUUCUAGGGGAGGAUUUCUUCCUGAUCAACUCAAUGCAUAACGUAAAGAACAUGCCUAGUGGCAGCCUGCAAUUAAUCAACCCUCAGCCCACCCAAUCAGGCCUCUAUCGCUGCCAGGACAAUCAUGACACCCUGAUGGUGGAAUAUGAGAUUGACUUCCAGGAUGUCACCACUCUGCAUGUUACACACAAAGCCCUGGACCAACAGCCCCUGCAGAAUGAGACCCUGCACCUAGGAGGCGAGGUGCUCAUCUUUACCCAAUGGGAGCCCUGGCAGGACUGUAAUCGCUGCGGGGUACCUGGAGAACGCAAACGCCUGGGCUACUGCUAUGUCGAGGACCCCGAAGAGAAACCUAUGCCCUGUGGACUCUAUGUGAGAGAGGAGAAGCUGGCACACACCCGCUUGAGACCUGAGCUCCAGAUAGAAGCCUGCCUUAUACACUAUAACCCUGCAAAAGAAAUAGGGCAGCCGUAUCUCAUCUUUCGCAUUUACCAACUGGGCAAGUUGACUAACAACAUGUGGCUUACCUGCCCCUUCACCUCCAUAUACAGGCCCGUCAGCUGGGAGGCUGACAACAUCCCCUUGACUUGGCAGAAUGAGCUGUCAGGCAAGAAUUUCAACAGCUCCCUGGACAUCGUCUCGGGAGGUCGGCUGCUGCAGGUCUUCCAGCCAGCCACUUACAGGUGCUUCGUGGACCAGGAGUUUGUAGCCCAGUUCAACCCCAGUUCAACUCCAGUGGAGUCCCUGGAGCUGGUGGGCCCUCAGAUGAGAAAGCACAAGACCCAGGCCACAGCCCGGAAGGCACAUUCCUUUUCCCUGAAGUUGAAGCUGCUGCUGAUGGUAGGCACAUCCUUGGCCUUGGGGCUGCUGCUGUUCAAUGCCCUCUGCUCUCUCCAAGGCAAAAACAGAAACCGGAUGCUGCUGGUGAAAUAAAACAAGCCCUC
Molecule: messenger RNA, 1599 nt
Organism: Cavia porcellus (domestic guinea pig)
Lineage: Eukaryota; Metazoa; Chordata; Mammalia; Rodentia; Caviidae
Gene: Fam187b
Product: family with sequence similarity 187 member B
Exons: 3
Coding region: 494-1588 (364 amino acids)
Source: RefSeq, a predicted model, not a curated record